AUGGCAAAAUACUUCUCAAUAGCAUCAAGUUCUAUGGCAGUAAGUGAAUUGCGUCUGAAAGGAAAAGACCGAAGUUCAAAUGUGUCCAGAAAUUUACCAUACUACAUGGAAUAUUAUGGAAAUUACGCUACAAAGAUAAACUCUUCGGAAACUGAAAGAUAUGCGGUCAAACAUUAUUUUAUCUCACGUCGAUUAGAAAUUACGUGGAUGAUGUCGAACUUUUGUUGCAAUGCUUUUGGAAUGCAACUAACCAGUUUCGAAGACCUUGAUGAAUUAAAUUACUUCGUUAAAAAUACUGCUGGCAAAAAUUUGGAACUUUUGGAUGAUUGCGUGUUUUUACAAUUUGAAAAAGUUGCUGAUAACAGUUCAGAGAUAAGAUGCCCAUCGUUCUGUCGACCAAUAAAAAUGGAAGCUGAUUUUAAAUACGAUGACUGUGUUGCGUCACAAGACCGUGGAUUUAUGUGGAUUUAUGAGGAAUUAGAUGCUUCAGAAGCACUUGAAUAUUUACCUGGAAAGACAAAGGCUAAGACAACAUUUCUUAAUUAUCUUGGAGUUAAUUUAGAAACAGCAAAAAAGUAUUACUUGAGUCAUAAUACUCAUUAUUUGGAACUACAUACAGCUCAAACACUUUGCCUUAUCUUUAACCUGACCUUAGCGAGAACUGAAACUGAAAAGGAAAUGAACGCGAUUAAAAAUCUUCUCAAACUAAUCUUCCUUUCUCAAAAAUACAUGUUAGCAAGCAAUGACAGAAUUUAUCGAAGGGAUGAUCCAAAGGAAGAUCCAACAAAAGAACGUUGUCGACGCAUUUCAAAAGAAGGAGAAAAUUCUAUUUAUUUUCAACAAGGAGAUUGUUAUGAAAGAUUAAAUGGAUUUAUUUGUGAAUUUGAUCCAUCUAACGAUUUGACAUUUCAUCUAUUGAAACUAAUCAUGAAGACGUCCGCAGGUGAAACAAAACAAUUAUUCAUGAGCACAGCACAAAUGAAAUGGAAUUACGCAGUUCUAGCUUGUAAAAUGCACGACAUGAAGAUUUUGAUGUCUGAAUCUAGAGAAGAAGAAAGUGCAAUGAGAGAAGCUUUGAAGGACAUCGAUAAGAAAGUUAAUCUGACAGAAUAUAUAACACAAUCUGAAAUGGGAGCAUUUAAGAUUAUGCCAUCUUUUUAUAUUGGUGCAACAUCAAUAGGAAAGAAAUAUUUUUAUUCGAUCAAUACUGGAGAAAUGUUGGAUUUUCCAUGGGAAUCUAAAACCUUCAAGGAAAAUUCUGGUCAGUACACUCCCCACUAUGAUGAUGCUGAUGAUGAAGAAAAAUCUUGUCUUAUUGAUUAUAAAUUGAGUUUGAAAAAGAUUGCAAAAAGAGAAGACAAAAUGACACAAUAA
This is a messenger RNA of Clunio marinus, 1374 nucleotides long. The record is from the annotation of a GenBank genome assembly. Lineage: Eukaryota; Metazoa; Arthropoda; Insecta; Diptera; Chironomidae.